This is a messenger RNA of Symbiodinium sp. CCMP2592, 687 nucleotides long. The record is from the annotation of a GenBank genome assembly. NCBI's taxonomy places the organism in Eukaryota, Dinophyceae, Suessiales, Symbiodiniaceae.
AUGCUUUCUGCUGGUGAAGACGUGGAGAUGACGACGAUUGCCGACAAUGUCUUCGGGUCGCAGCUCCGCGGCAAUGCAGGCCGCAAGCGAAUCCGCGUGGAUGCCAGGACGACGAAGCGCCCUUAUGCAGAGGGGCCCGGGCACAUCACAGCAACGUCUGCGGCGCCCGUGGCUGCCUGCCGGCGCAAGGGCCGCGGCUCGGGUCCCUUCACAGAGAAGGACGACGAAGAGGCUUACGGGAAGACUGACGACGAAGAGGCUUCGGGAAGACUGUGCCUUUACGCCCCUUACGGGGACGACGAAGAGGCUUACGGGAAGAUUGUGCCUUUACGGAGGUCCCUUGCGGGGCUGGGUCCCUUCACAGAGAAGGACGGCCUUUGCGAGUCCCUUGCGGGGCUGGGUCCCUUCACAGAGAAGGACGACGAAGAGGCUUACGGGAAGACGAGCCCCUUACGGGGACGAGGAAGAGGCUUACGGGAAGACUGUGCCUUUACGGAGCCCGUUACGGGGAGGGAGGGUCCUUACGGGAAGGGCCAGUCCUUACGGGGAGGGUCCCUUACGGGGCUGGGUCCCUUCACAGAGAAGGACGACGAAGAGGCUUACGGGAAGAUUGAUGCAUCCCUGGACUUGCUGUUGGGGCGCCUGGAUACUGUAAAUAUCAUGAUUCGACGUUUGGAUGGAGGAUAG